AGCCGCGCCGGCGAGCGGUCGCCAUGUAUAUGCGCUCAGUGAAAGUUACAUAGAGAAAUGCGGCCCGCGCUCUGCCUACUGUUUGUGGCAACAUGGUCAGCAAGCGCGGCGUACGACUACGCGUCGGCGUGCGCGCGCCCGCACCGUGGCCGCCGGGCGAGGGCCGACGCCCCCUGCGACCUCACCAAGCAGAGCUACUGCACCACCCCCGGCACCAGCUACCCCUGGCACGCGAUACGCCGCUUCGUCAGGGAGAACCAGGGACUUAUGAGGAGGAUGUACGGUGAAGAGCGACACAUCGCCGUCUUGAAAGCGGAACUCGAGAACUUCAUAGAGGAUGACGAGGAAAAAGUAAAAGACUUCGAUGAAGACAUCAUACAAACCAAAAUCAUGUACACAAAGAAAAGCCACGGACGUGCCAUAAAGGAUAAACCACAUUUCAGGCCGAUACAGAGUGAUAAACAGAAGAAAGUAGACAACGAAACACUCACAGUUAAACCACUAGAAAAAUCUAACAAUAAAUCUGAUACAAAGAACAAAACAAGCAAUACAGAUGCAAACAAUACUGAAAAUGAGAUUACUUACAAGAGUAAACUAGAAAGUAUAGCUAAUAUAGAAAUAAAUAAUCUAGAACCUGAUGUUAUAACUCUAGAAGCGGUCAUCAAGCAGAGCAUUGAAACAAAUAGCUUGUUUCCGAAAUACUCUGGCAAUUUGAAAAGUGAUGUUGAAGAUGAAAAUAAAAACGAUAGAAAUUCAACAACACCUCCAACUGUAGCCAACAGCACAGAUACUGUUGAUGAAUAUGAAGAUAUUACCACAGAGUUGGACAAGGAAGAAUUGAAGAGUAGUGAUGUAUCUACUCUCCCACCGACGUUACUUUUUACUGAACACGAGAAAGACAAGGCCAAAGUGGACAGGAUUGAUACUAAAGAGACUGAGAAGAAAGAAGAAAGCCAUUCAAAGCCGGUCCAGCAGGAGACAAUGCGACCGGCUGUUAUAAAAUUACGAGGAGCCAACGCGUGCGAGUCAAAGGAAGAGAUGGCGGCGCCGUUCUGGGCAAACAGCACCCGGGGCGAAGUACUGGCGCUCCUGAACAUGUACCCGUUCGAGCAGUACAUACACCUAGAGACCUGCGUGCACCAGCACAAGCAGAUGUACUGCCGGGAGGGGUGCAGAUGCGAGCAGCAAUACCGUCUGCACCGCCUGCUCGCGUACGACCCCCGCAACGAGUGCCGCGGCAUCUUCGCCGACUGGUUCAAGUUCCCCGCGUGCUGCGUAUGCAAGUGUUACGACGUGCCGCUCGAGUUCCGCGCCCGCUCCCCGCGCAUCCUCCGGCCGCAGUACGACGAAGAGGUUAGAAGGCUAAUAUACGAGGACGUCGCCAAGGACUGGUAUUCUAUGUCAUAUGAUGAGGAAGAUGAUGAUGAUUUGUACUAAAUGAGUAACGAGGACGUUUGUGAGAACGGUGUUACGUGUACUACAGUAACGCGUGGUGUGAAUUUCGUUCAUUACGAAGAAGAGAUGACUCA
Messenger RNA from Aricia agestis (brown argus), 1529 nucleotides. It is a transcript of the gene spz4, whose product is annotated as protein spaetzle 4. The transcript is spliced from 5 exons. Gene Ontology annotation, biological process: central nervous system formation; innate immune response; regulation of Toll signaling pathway. Bases 58 to 1437 code for a protein of 459 amino acids. The record is from RefSeq and is a predicted model, not a curated record. Gene Ontology annotation, molecular function: growth factor activity; Toll binding. Gene Ontology annotation, cellular component: extracellular region. Lineage: Eukaryota; Metazoa; Arthropoda; Insecta; Lepidoptera; Lycaenidae.